Rosa rugosa (rugosa rose) is the source of this 1313-nucleotide messenger RNA. RefSeq names its product stem-specific protein TSJT1-like. Lineage: Eukaryota; Viridiplantae; Streptophyta; Magnoliopsida; Rosales; Rosaceae. The record is from RefSeq and is a predicted model, not a curated record. The coding region runs from base 392 to 1162 and encodes 256 amino acids. The transcript has 4 exons.
ACUGAUGCUUCAUCCAAAAGAUGCUAAUAACCUAUUACUGUUUACCGCUAAACUGGAAUUACAGAAUUUGACAAUGGCCUAGUGAAUAACUGAAUAUAGCUGUAAUUUUCUACUCUGAGUUCUGAAACCAUCUUCAGCUCAAAUACAAACAAUACUUUUUGGCACUAUAUAUACCGUCGUCUCAAGCUUAUAGCUCAGAGCAGACUACACGUCUCGUCCCAUGUAAACCUUGGAGCUGCCACAUGCAUAGUCCUUACGCAACACUCUUUGUAAGCUAGCAACAUGUAUUCUUCAAUUACAUCCCAUCAAGAUAAGCAUGUGGAAAAAAGCUGAAAGCCAACGGAGUUUAAGAACCAGCUCCAUUGUAUGUUGCUGAAGGUUGUGCUGGAACAUGUUGACGGUUUUUGACAAGGCAACAGGAAACCCUCCUGUAGAGCUGGGGCUUCCUUCAAUUGGACCGGAGAAGGCAAAGACCAGAGAGGAAAUCUUGAAGCUUUUCCAAUCAUCACGUCCUGAGUGCACUGUAUACUACCUUUCAGAUGGGAAUUUCAUGGCUUUGUCUCAUGACAAUGAAAAUCAGUCUCACCUAAGGUCAAUUGUAGUCAUAGACGAUGUCUUCUGCAUUUUCAUUGGGACUUUGGAGAACACUUCUGACCUGAGACGAUACUAUGGCCUUCCAAGGCAAGCAACAGAAGCCAUGGUUGUGGUUGAAGUCUAUAAAGUCCUAAGAGAUCGAGCACCCUACCCACCUGAUCAAGUCAUCAAAGAUCUGCAGGGAAAAUUUGCAUUUAUCCUCUUCGAUGCUAGAUCUGGUACCCUUUUUGCAGCCAGGGACCGAGAUGGAAGCGUUGAACUUCACUGGGGAAUGGCGGGUGAUGGGUCUCUAGUCUGCUCCCACAAACUCAACAUCAUUAGAGAAGCUUGUGGAAAAUGUUGUGCGCCUUUCCCUCCAGGCUGCAUAUUCACAAAUGGAAGUGGUUUGAUGAGCUUUGUUCAUCCACUGCACAAGGUAAGGGCCAUUGCACGCGAAGACGACAGUGGCAACAUUUGUGGAGUUGCUUUUCAGGUGGAUCUGUUCACACGAAUCCCCAGCAUUCCACGCACCGGUAGUGGACAGAAUUGGGCGGAUGCAACUGCUGUCAAGGAAGGAGAUCACUACUAGGAGAGUAACGACACUGAAGUGAAAUAAUCAUCAAAUCCUGUUAGUGAGAACUAUGAAGUAUAUAUAUCUCUCUGACUAAUGGGAUUAUGGGAAGUGAUACAUAGAACACGUUUACUGAUAUAUGAUCCACAUGUGAGUUAUAUUUCUUAAA